AGCAGCAGAGGGGCCAGUGACACACGCACAGUCUACAGGACUUGAAAUGUGAUAAUAAGAACAGCUGCUGGGUGCGCGGCUCGGCCAAUCAGCGGCGGGGGGAGCGGUGACGUCGCCGCGCCCUGCGUCAGACCCAAUGGAGAUUGAGCUGAGUUGGAGCAGAGAAGUUUGAGCAAGAGAUAAGGAAGAGAAGGGGACUCCUGCACUGCAGCGUCUGCUCCACCAACUGCACUGGGAUCAGCAGCAGCAGCAGCGCCAAGUCCUGGGGCUAAUCUUGCGCCUCCAUCACUGUUUCAUUCUGUCUGGGGAUACAACAAGCUGACACAAUUUCACUGUGGACAUUACACCCUCUAACAGCUAUGGGAGAUAUGGGAGACCCACCAAAAAAAAAGCGCCUGAUUUCUCUGUGUGUUGGAUGCGGGAAUCAGAUCCACGACCAAUAUAUACUGAGGGUUUCCCCGGACUUGGAGUGGCACGCAGCUUGCCUCAAAUGCGCAGAAUGUAGCCAAUACCUGGAUGAGAGCUGCACUUGUUUUGUUAGGGAUGGCAAAACCUACUGUAAAAGGGACUAUAUCAGGUUGUACGGGAUCAAGUGCGCCAAGUGCAACAUCGGCUUCAGCAAGAACGACUUCGUCAUGAGGGCUCGCUCCAAGGUCUAUCACAUCGAGUGUUUCCGCUGCGUGGCGUGUAGUCGCCAACUGAUCCCGGGGGACGAGUUCGCGUUGAGGGAGGACGGACUCUUCUGUCGGGCAGACCACGACGUGGUGGAAAGGGCCAGCUUGGGGGGCAGCGACCCUCUCAGUCCCCUUCACCCAGGAAGACCCCUACAGAUGGCAGAACCCAUUUGUGCCCGGCAGCCCGCGCUCCGACCCCACGUGCACAAGCAGCCAGAGAAGACCACCAGGGUCAGGACGGUUCUUAAUGAGAAGCAACUUCACACCUUGAGGACCUGCUACGCUGCCAACCCCAGGCCUGAUGCUCUGAUGAAGGAACAGCUCGUGGAAAUGACUGGACUCAGUCCCAGGGUCAUCAGGGUCUGGUUUCAGAACAAGAGGUGCAAGGACAAAAAGAGAAGCAUCCUGAUAAAGCAGCUACAGCAACAGCAACCUAACGACAAAACCAAUAUACAAGGGAUGACAGGGACCCCUAUGGUGGCCUCCAGUCCCGAAAGACACGACGGUGGGUUACAGGCGAACCCGGUGGAAGUGCAGACUUAUCAGCCCCCCUGGAAAGUCCUCAGUGACUUUGCCCUACAGAGUGACAUUGAUCAGCCGGCCUUCCAGCAACUGACCUGUUUCUCACAGGUUAAUUUUUCAGAAGGAGGACCUGGCUCUAACUCUACAGGGAGUGAGGUGGCCUCCAUGUCCUCCCAGCUCCCAGAUACCCCAAACAGCAUGGUAGCCAGCCCUAUAGAGGCAUGAUGGGCAUGGACUGGUUCCCUCUGUUGAGGGCAAAGCUUGGACUGAAAGGAAGUGUUUUAGGACCCAGCAGACAGAGAAUCCAGCCAACUCCAUAGGAUGCGGGGCCGCCUACAGAACAUGGGAUGGCAGCCACACUGUGAAGACAAUCAUGGGAUCUUACUAGGAGUGAAGGACAAGGACAUGGUGGUUGGAGUAUCACGGCAGACAAGAUUGAGUGCUGUAGAGGAUUUCUAUCUAUGGAUCUCCAAAAAUAGCAUUUAACCUUCCCCCCAUACCCCCCAUUGGAACAUCCCAGAACAGACCAAGAUGGACCCAGAUAGGAGGGAUCACCCUAAUCCCAAUGGUGCUUCUUUUAUCUCUCCUGACAUCACUUAAUCACUGCCCUGCCAAACAGGAGCUGCGAUCGAUCUGCAGGCAGCACCCCAGACUCAAGUUAAAGGGACAGUGCUUGGGAUCCCUGCAGGGUGAGAUGUUGGAGUUGCCAUGUAGUGUUUCACCUGGGGGUGUGGAAAUCCAGGUCGCCUAUAGCAUGCACCACUUGUCCUUUCUCAUGAAACCUUAUUAACGUUAAAAAAAAACUACAAUAAUGGGGGGGGGGAGUAAAACAAAGACAACAGCUAAAGACACUGCUUAUUUUUUUUUCCAAUAUAAUUUUUUUUUUUUUUUAAUGCUCAAACCAAGUCUAGGAAGCAUCGCAACAACAAGGUAUACCUCUCUCUCUCUCUGCCACAUGCGUCUCUGGAUUGCGUCUGAUUCUUGUCUGUCCAAGGACUUUGAUUUUUUUUGUUGCCCCCAAAGAUGUGUAUAGUUAUCGGUUCAAACGACUGUUCCUCUCUGGAAAUAAAGAGAAAAAAAAGGCAGCAUUUUUUUUUUUGUUUGCUCUUGAAUUGCAAAUUAUAAAGUAAUUUAUUAUUUAUUGUCGGAAGACUUGCCACUUUUCAUGUUUAUUUGACUAUAUUUUUUGUUUGCUGAAGUAAAAAAUAUCGAUAAAGAAAAAA
Xenopus laevis (African clawed frog) is the source of this 2419-nucleotide messenger RNA. RefSeq names its product ISL LIM homeobox 1 S homeolog (gene isl1.S). The transcript has 6 exons. Gene Ontology annotation, molecular function: DNA-binding transcription factor activity, RNA polymerase II-specific; DNA binding; cis-regulatory region sequence-specific DNA binding. Gene Ontology annotation, cellular component: nucleus. The coding region runs from base 360 to 1421 and encodes 353 amino acids. The record is from RefSeq and is a predicted model, not a curated record. Gene Ontology annotation, biological process: neuron fate specification; regulation of DNA-templated transcription; positive regulation of transcription by RNA polymerase II. Lineage: Eukaryota; Metazoa; Chordata; Amphibia; Anura; Pipidae.